CCAACCCCCAAUUCGGGCCAUCAUCACCCCGAAUCCACAAAAUCAUACAUAUACAGCAACUACUACCACCACCAUACCAUCAUCCUAUCCUCACUUUCACAAUUGAACAACUUCCCUUCAACUCAAACCAUUGAACCAAGCCCAAUCUCCCUCCCCCAACCGACCAAUUCCCUACACACACACACACCAACAAUGCCCACCCGCCGCAUCGCCCAAAUCGUCCACCUCAAGCCCUCCGCCAUCGCCGCAUACAAAGAAUGUCACGCGAACGUAUGGCCCGAAGUCCUACAGCAGAUCAAGGAGUGUAAUAUUCGCGAUUACUCAAUCUUCUUCGAUAAUGAGCGGACGCUGUUCGCAACGUUUAAAUAUGUCGGGGAAGACUUUGACGGGGAUAUGCAGCGGAUGAAGGCCAAUCCGAAGGUGAGGGAGUGGUGGGGUUUGACGGAUGGGAUGCAGGAAAGCCCUAUCCCUGGUGCUGUCGGAAGUGCUGAAGGUCCUGGGUGGUGGAAGGUGCUGGAUGAGGUGUUUUAUACUGAAUAA
This is a messenger RNA of Aspergillus piperis CBS 112811, 540 nucleotides long. RefSeq names its product L-rhamnose mutarotase. Bases 193 to 540 code for a protein of 115 amino acids. Gene Ontology annotation, molecular function: racemase and epimerase activity, acting on carbohydrates and derivatives. The transcript has 3 exons. The record is from RefSeq and is a predicted model, not a curated record. Lineage: Eukaryota; Fungi; Ascomycota; Eurotiomycetes; Eurotiales; Aspergillaceae.